AAAUGAAUGAACAGACGCUGCGUCAAGUUUUAAUUAGAGCAGUAGAAGCUGAACCUGACUUGAUGAAAAGUUUCAUCGAAGGUUCAAGGCAGGACAGUAACCCCAGCUCAGAAAUAGCAUGGUGUUCAUGUGGGAGAUGUCAAGCAUUUGAUGAUCCUCGCAUGAACCUAUGCUGUUGCCAAUCUCCAUGCAUAACUUCAAAACCAGAAUUCAGAAAUCUGUGUUUGAGGCAUGAUGUCUUGGAGAUUGCCAACAUUCUGAACUGGAGUUAUCGUACCAACCUUGAACCUUCAUUCACUCCAUCUACAUUCCGGAACCAAGCGUACAGGAAUUUUGUGCUAUGGCAACACAGUACCCUUGGAGCAGGCAGGAGAGUGCCAGUCCCUUCAUGUGUGUGUGUGGCCAUCAGGAGGAGAUUUCCACAAGUAAAUGGACAAUAUAGGGGCUACCACUCCGCAAAUUCAGACUCUGAAUAA
This is a messenger RNA of Magallana angulata, 476 nucleotides long. Its product is annotated as P2X purinoceptor 7-like. The record is from RefSeq and is a predicted model, not a curated record. NCBI's taxonomy places the organism in Eukaryota, Metazoa, Mollusca, Bivalvia, Ostreida, Ostreidae. The coding region runs from base 3 to 476 and encodes 157 amino acids. The transcript has a single exon.